This is a messenger RNA of Salmo salar (Atlantic salmon), 1152 nucleotides long. The record is from RefSeq and is a predicted model, not a curated record. NCBI's taxonomy places the organism in Eukaryota, Metazoa, Chordata, Actinopteri, Salmoniformes, Salmonidae.
CUUUCAAUGAGCAGAGGUGUGUGAGUUACAAUGACAUCCAAACUUUUUCAAUCCCCCAUCCUUCACCAAGAAAUGGAUCUACCAAGUGUGUAUUUUGAUGAGGUAUUUAGUAUUCAGGAGCAUGACCAGCAGUCUGGCAGGGCCAAAUGGCGCUACUCCAUACCCGAUGACCCUGAGGCAAACCUGGGAGGCACCUCCAGAGUCCCCGACCACCUCCAGGCUGGUUUCCUCUACCGUGUCUCCGUCCACCAGGACCUGACUGAGGGAACAGACGACCAGGGCUUCCAGGGCUACCAAUGUGGCCUGUGUCGGCUGCCCCUCCCCAGCCUUGCUUCCCUCCAGGCCCACCUCUUGGUCAGCUGGACCCACAGCACAGGCUGUAACCGCCUCUACAGUGACAUGAUCAGGCUGUGUCCGUCUCCUCCUGCUCCGUUGGUGCAUGUAUCUGAGGAGCCAUCACCAUCUUCCCCCAGCCAUGUCCACAAUAACCAGCAGGACCAGGAGGCUGAUAGGGCCUGUCAUCUCUACGCCGUCCCCAAUGACCUUGAGGCGAAACUGGGAUCGCUUCGAGGCAGAUGCACUGACCACCUCCAGGCCGACUUCGUCCGCAAUGUCUCCAGCCAGGCCUCCAAUAACAGUCCAGGCUCCCACCAGGGCUACCAGGGCUCUGAGGGCAACCAGUGUGCCCUGUGUCAGCUGCCCUUCCCAAGCCUGGCCUGCCUCCAGGCCCACCUUCUAGACAGCUGGGAAGACAGAAAGAGAAGGAGAGACAACGACGUGAGCUCGAGAGGGGCCCCCAGGAGCCCCAGUCUCCACCCCAGCUUUAGCACUCUGUCUCGGGGAGACGAGAGCUACCAGGCUGGCCCCUCCUUGAUGAGACCCAUGGAUAACCUCCAGAGCUACCUCCCUCAGCCCUACUGUUCCCAGCCCAGCCACAGUACUCUGUCUUGGGGGGAGGAGAGCCAUCAGGCGGGCCCCAGCAAGAGACACAGAGAGCUGGAAGCCACCAGACAGGGAUACCCUGGACCCAACUGCACGGCACGCAGGAGAACGACAUGCAAGACAAAGUGCAAGAUGCUACAGAGGAAAGCCCUUGUGUAUCCUCAUGAAGUUGGCCCCAGCGAUAUGCCCAGGGCUAGACCUACUAUGUGA